AUCGUUCUUUCUCUUGUCUCUCUAUUAAACCCUCCUCAUGAUUCUUAGAUAAAUGCCAAGAAGAAGGAAAAACAAUACACAGAAACAGAGAGAGUUUUGUUGAUUUUGAGAAAAAAACACAGCUUUGGAAAAUGGACAUGCAGUCACAGAAGACACGUCCUUAUGUUCAUGAUCAAGCUGAGGAUCCAAUCAGAGUUCACCAUCAAGAGGAAGAAGAGCAUCAAGAGAAAGGAGCAACUAAAGUGUUGAAGAAAGUGAAAGAAAAAGCUAAGAAGAUCAAGAACAGUCUUACCAAACAUGGUCACGGUCAUGACAACGAUCAUGAUGUCGAAAUAGAAGACGACGAAUAUGACGAGCAAGACCCACAACUGCACGGCACGCCAGUGUAUACUGGUCAACCUGAGUCACUAAGUCAUCCCGGAGAAACUAAUGUUCCGGCACCAGAGGAGAUCGUUCCACCAGGGACAAAGGUGUUUCCUGUCGUGUCUUCUGAUUACACCAAACCCGUUGAAUCUGAGCCAUUACAAGAAGAUACCUUUUAUGGCCACGAGGCAGCGUCUCAUCUAGCGGAUAUGAGGGACGAGAGAACUGAGGAACCACCGUCUCACCCUCUUGGAGUGUUCGACAUGUCGGAAAGAGGAGAGAGCAGAGAAGCUCAUCAGACACCUAUGAACCCGCCUGCGUCUUCUCUGUUAUCCGCAACAGAGGAUGUGACGGGAACGUUUACUCCUGGUGACGAUGAAUAUCUCAAUGGUCAAGGGAAAGUCAACAUCGAGAGGCCUAAAGGGUUUGAGGAAGAUCCAGCUGGUCGAGGAGGAGGGACAAGUUAUCUUAGUGGUGUGUCUAAUUAUCAGUCCAAAGUUACUGAUCCCUCUCAUGAAGGAGGUGGAGAAGCUGGAGUUCCUGAGAUUGUUGAGUCUCUUGGUAAGAUGAAAGUGACAGAUGAGUCACCUGAUGAUAAACAAGGAAGAGGAUUUGAAAGUGACUUUCCGACAAGAAGCCAUGAGUUUGGUCUGAAGAACGAGUCUGAAUCAGAGAAAGAUAUUCCUGAGAGAAGUGAUGAUGUGAAAGUCGAGACUGAGUCGGGAAGAGAUUUACAGACGGGGAUUCAUGAUCAGUUCUCACCGGAACUCUCUCCUCCGAAAGAGACACACGUAUCAAAACCAAGUACCUACACAGAGAAGAUAGGUUCAGCUGCUUCCUUUGUAACAGAUAAAGCUAUAGCGGCGAAGAACGCCGUCACCUCGAAGCUAGGUUACUCCGGGCAACACCAGAGCUCCAUCGGAGAUGAAACGACUCCAAGAUCUGCCACGGGAUACGGUCAGAAAGUGGCGGGAACUGUUGCUGAUAAGUUGACUCCUGUCUACGAAAAGGUUAAAGAAACAGGAUCAACUGUGAUGACGAAGUUACCCCUCUCUGGAGGUGGAAAUGGAGCGGAGGAGAAUAAACAAGUGGAAGGCAAAGGUGUUUUGACAAGAGAUUACUUGGCGGAGAAGCUGAGACCUGGAGAAGAUGACAAGGCAUUAGCGGAGGUGAUUGCUGAGAAACUUCAUCUCGGAGGAGGUGGAGAGAAGAAGACUACGACCACAAAGGAAGUGGAAGUGACGGUGGAAAAGAUCCAUACCGACCAAAUAUUGGAGGAAAAAAAACAUGGUGAGGAAGGGAAAGUAGGAGUAGGAGGAGGAAUGGUGGGGAAGCUUAAAGGAGCCGUCACUUCUUGGCUCGGUGGUACAAGUGAGGAAGUGAAGAAGCCGAAGUCUUCAAGUUCCGUUGACGAGUCCUCACAGUCGCUUGGAACUACCGUUGGGACUAUGGGAUUUUCAGAUUCCGGUGGAGCUCUGACCGGUCAGAAGGGACUUCAAGAUUCUGGGAACUGAGAUUUUGUUUUGCUUUUGAAUGUUUGUGUCGCUUGGUUGAUGCCUUUGUUCGAGA
This is a messenger RNA of Eruca vesicaria subsp. sativa (arugula), 1932 nucleotides long. The record is from the annotation of a GenBank genome assembly. NCBI's taxonomy places the organism in Eukaryota, Viridiplantae, Streptophyta, Magnoliopsida, Brassicales, Brassicaceae.